Molecule: messenger RNA, 1338 nt
Organism: Lathyrus oleraceus (garden pea)
Lineage: Eukaryota; Viridiplantae; Streptophyta; Magnoliopsida; Fabales; Fabaceae
Exons: 2
Coding region: 107-1033 (308 amino acids)
Source: RefSeq, a predicted model, not a curated record
GACCACUUUAUAAAUAGGGAACUAAUCCUCUCCAAACAUCAUAUCAAUCUCUCCUUAAAUUCAUUUUUCUAUAUCCUUUUAUCAAUUCUCCCUUUGCAACUACACCAUGGCUGAAGAGGAGCACCGUAGCCGCGGCCUCUUCCACCACAAAAAGGAUGAAGAUAAGAGACCUACCGGCGAUGACUAUGACUCCGGUAAUUACCGAAAGACAUCACACAAUGAUGAGUUUUCUAGUGGUGACAAUGAAUCUAGUUACAACAAAACAUCAUAUGGUAAUGAAAAUCCCGGUGGUGACUAUGGAACUGGUUACAAUAAAACAACAACUAAUUAUGAAACAUCUGAUAACUAUGGUGGUACUGGUAGUGGAUACACUGACACCAAAACAACCACCGGUGGCGGCUACGGUGGCGGAUAUGGUGACUCUGACACCAGAAAAACUACCGGUGGCGGCUAUGGUAGUGGUGGCUAUGAUGACUCUGACACCAGAAAAACUACUGGCGGCGGCUAUGGUGGUGGUGGCUAUGAUGACUCUGACACCAGAAAAACUACUGGUGGCGGCUAUGGUGGUGGUGGCUAUGAUGACUCUGACACCAGAAAAACUACCGGUGGUGGCUAUGGUGGUGGCUAUGGUGACUCUGACACCAAAACAACCACUGGUGGCGGUUAUGGUGGUGGCUAUGGUGACUCUGACACCAAAACAACCACUGGUGGUGGUUAUGGUGGCGGUUAUGGUGAUGAUACUAAUAGUCGUGAUGAUGAUGUUGAUUAUAAGAAGGAGGAGAAACAUCACAAGAAACUUGAGCAUGUUGGUGAGUUUGGUGCUGUAGCUGCCGGUGGUUAUGCUUUGUAUGAGAAGCACAAAUCAGGGAAGGAUCCUGAGAACGCUCACAGGCACAAGAUAGAAGAAGAGGUUGCAGCAGCUGCUGCAGUGGGAUCUGGUGGAUUUGCCUUUCAUGAACAUCAUGAGAAAAAAGAAUCCAAGGAGGAAGAUGAAGAAGCCCAUGGAAAGAAAAAACACCAUUUCUUUGGCUGAAGAUAUGUGUAUAUAAUAUAACUAUAUAAUAAUAAGCAUACAAGCAUUAUGGAAAUAUUCAUUCUGCUUAGCUUUUACCCUAUAAUUAAUUAUGCUCUUGGGUUGUUUAUGUGUAUUUAUUAGUAUUGAGUUCAUCUAAUUGCAGUUUAAUUUGAGUGGUUUGGAGAAUGUAAUUCCCAGAUUGAUAUCAUAUAGAUGAUGCAUGUAUGUAUGAAUCUAUAUGUUGUGUUAAUUGUUAAGUACACAAUAUACUAUUGUAAAAGAAUGUGAGAUGAUUUCAAUAAAAUUACUAGUUCUGCCGGUAA